Molecule: messenger RNA, 1707 nt
Organism: Hibiscus syriacus
Lineage: Eukaryota; Viridiplantae; Streptophyta; Magnoliopsida; Malvales; Malvaceae
Product: translation initiation factor eIF-2B subunit beta-like
Exons: 11
Coding region: 96-1349 (417 amino acids)
Biological process (GO): translational initiation
Cellular component (GO): eukaryotic translation initiation factor 2B complex
Molecular function (GO): translation initiation factor activity; guanyl-nucleotide exchange factor activity
Source: RefSeq, a predicted model, not a curated record
CAGUAACAAGUAACAACUAACUCGUGGAAACUCACUCUCCAGAACAAACCCUAAUUCUCCCAUUUUGAAGAAGUGGUUUUUGGUGAUACAAGAAGAUGCCAGACACCCAAGCUCUCGUCAAUGAUUUUCUUAACAAGCUUAAAAAACGUAAGAUUGAGGGUUCACAAGCAACAGCGAAGCAGACAGCGGAACUUCUUCGUUCAGUGAUUUCUCAAACACGUGUGCCUUAUACGAACCAGGCUGCUGCUUUGAUUCAAUCGGUUAAAGCUGUUGGAGAACGACUAAUUGCUGCAAAUCCUGUCGAGCUUGCUGUGGGUAACGUUGUGAGGCGUGUUUUGCACAUUAUCAGAGAGGAAGAUCUUUCUCUUACAGCAGCUGCUAUGGCUGGAGUGAACUUGUCAGCAGUAAGUGACGAUGAAGAUGAUGCUGAUGGAGACAACCAACCAGUACUAUCAGCUGCUGCCAUUGCUGCUGCUUCUAGAAGCACUUUGCGUCCACCUUCCUUGCAAACACUACUUGAGGAUGUGCCCGACUUUGCUGCAGUUCCUCAUACUUCUUCUUCUGGUGGAGAUUCUGAAGGAAAAAGCAAAUCUGCUGACAAAAGUUCAAGAAGUCGGAAGCUGAAGCAUGAUGUCAUUGAAGCAGUCAAUGAACUUAUUCAAGACAUUAGCACUUGCCAUGAACAGAUUGCUGAGCAAGCAGUAGAGCAUAUACAUCAAAACGAGGUGAUAUUAACUUUAGGCAGUUCAAGAACUGUGCUGGAAUUUCUUUGUGCUGCAAAAGAGAAGAAAAGAUCAUUUCGGGUAUUUGUUGCAGAGGGUGCUCCAAGGUAUCAGGGGCAUCUUCUUGCAAAAGAAUUGGUUAUGAGAGGUUUACCGACUACACUAAUUACCGACUCUGCAGUUUUUGCCAUGAUUUCCCGAGUAAACAUGGUUAUUGUUGGAGCUCAUGCUGUCAUGGCUAAUGGUGGGGUCAUAGCACCUGUUGGGCUGAACAUGGUCGCUCUUGCAGCUCAGAAGCAUGCUGUCCCAUUUGUUGUUCUUGCUGGCAUUCACAAGUUAUGCCCCCUGUAUCCACACCACCCUGAAGUGUUGCUGAAUGAAUUGCGUUCCCCAUCUGAGUUGCUAGAUUUUGGAGAAUUCUCGGAUUGCUUAGAUUUUGGAAGUGGCAUUGGUGCCCCUCUUCUUCAUGUUGUCAACCCAACAUUUGAUUAUGUGCCACCAAAGCUUGUUAGUCUCUUUAUAACUGAUACUGGAGGGCAUAAUCCAUCAUACAUGUACCGCCUGAUUGCGGAUUAUUACUCUGCUGAUGAUCUUGUACUGCAACGGAGAGCUACUUCGGGGAAUUAAGUCUACAGUGCCGAGUUAUACCAAUUGUUUGUGAUGCCUGUACGUGGAGAAAUGAAUUUCAAGUCGGUGGAAUUUGUUAAAUCGUUGAUACGAAAGUGUGGAAUCAACUUUGGUAAAACUGGACCAUAGCAUAGAGAAGUCAUUUUUUGAGAGAUGUAGGACCCAGGAAAUAGAAAUGCAGUGGGAGAAAAGAGAGAAAUGGAAGUGAAGGUAACAUGUUUAUCUUUUAUAUCGCCAUGGAAAUUCCUCAACAUUCUACUGUAUGAGAACUCACGCAUGCAUGGAACUAUUGUUGUAUUACUGUUGACUUGAAACUUGAUGGGUGGUGGUACUUGAGUGGAGAUAUACCUCUUUUGCA